CAAGUUUAUCCAGGAUAAAUAUUCUGGUUACAGUCGGCAUGCAGCUGCUUAUAUUGCUGGGGCAGUGUACGACAGCUCCCUUGUUCUUUCUGGAGCAGUUGGCAUAUUAAUUGACUACAUUGGACUGAGAGGCGUCUUCGCUGUUGGCUGUGCUGCCUUGACUCUGCCAGUCUUCGUUCUCCUGGCAUUUACCUUUGUUCCUCCGUUAGUCUCUACCAUCUGGUUGGGGGUUACUUACACCUUCGCUGCUGCUAGCAUGUGGCCAUCCAUACCUCUUGUGGUCCCCCAAGCAACUUUAGGGACAGCUAUGGGGCUUGCAACUUCUGUGCAGAUGAUUGGAGUUGGCCUUUCAAAUCUGAUUGUUGGGCACAUUCUAGGAACAAAGUCCAGUGAAUUAAAGAUCCCCCUUUGGCGCUGGCAACAGAUGAUGAUCUUUAUGUUGGCAAACACUGUUGCAUGCAUUGUUGCGUCCGUUAGCCUCAAUGUUGUGGACAAGAAACAGGGUGGGACACUGAACAGAACAAGAAAGGGAGCCCCUGUGGAGCAGGAGGAUGGAGACUCUACAGAUGCAGCACCGCUCCUUGAUGAUGAAACAGGAACUGAAGGCUCUAGCAGCUGA
Molecule: messenger RNA, 619 nt
Organism: Leptosomus discolor (cuckoo roller)
Lineage: Eukaryota; Metazoa; Chordata; Aves; Leptosomiformes; Leptosomidae
Source: RefSeq, a predicted model, not a curated record